Molecule: messenger RNA, 1187 nt
Organism: Impatiens glandulifera
Lineage: Eukaryota; Viridiplantae; Streptophyta; Magnoliopsida; Ericales; Balsaminaceae
Product: endochitinase-like
Exons: 3
Coding region: 24-1013 (329 amino acids)
Biological process (GO): cell wall macromolecule catabolic process; chitin catabolic process; carbohydrate metabolic process
Molecular function (GO): chitinase activity; chitin binding
Source: RefSeq, a predicted model, not a curated record
AAAUCCAUUAACACACCCAAACCAUGAAAACUUCUAGACCUUUGCCCUUCCCACUCCUCUCUCUCCUGGCCAUAGCAGCAGCAGCCACAUGCUGUUUGGCUGAGCAAUGCGGCCGUCAAGCUGGUGGCGCUUUAUGCCCUGGUGGCCUCUGCUGCAGCAAGUUCGGGUGGUGCGGUAACACCGGAGAUUACUGCGGUGAAGGUUGCCAAAGCCAGUGCGGCGGCACCCCAACUCCAGGCCCUGGCCCUGCCGGUGAUAUAACUAGCCUAAUAACUGAAUCCAUGUUCAACGACAUACUAAAACACCGCAACGAAGGUUCCUGCCCUGGCAAGGGAUUCUACACCUACAACGCUUUCAUUGGCGCCGCCCGAUCCUUUAAUGGGUUCGCCACUACUGGCGACACAAACACUAGGAAAAAGGAAAUCGCUGCUUUCUUGGCUCAAACUUCCCACGAAACCACAGGUGGGUGGGCGUCAGCGCCGGAUGGCCCAUAUGCUUGGGGGUACUGCUUCUUGAGGGAACAGGGCAAUCCUCCCGAUUACUGUUCGCCAAACGCACAGUGGCCUUGUGCACCAGGCAGGAAGUAUUUUGGUCGCGGUCCUAUCCAAAUCUCCUACAACUUUAACUAUGGACCGGCUGGAAGAGCAAUAAGUGUGGACUUGUUGAAUAACCCAGACCUGGUUGCAACCGACCCUACAAUCUCAUUCAAGACUGCAAUAUGGUUCUGGAUGACUCCUCAAUCCCCCAAGCCGUCUUGCCACGAUGUCAUCACAGGGAGAUGGUCCCCGAGCGGGGCGGACCAAGCGGCUGGACGCGUGCCUGGAUACGGUGUCAUUACCAACAUCAUAAACGGCGGGCUGGAAUGUGGGCACGGAUCAGAUUCGAGGGUUCAAGAUCGGAUCGGGUUCUAUAGGAGGUACUGCGGUAUACUUGGGGUUAACCCGGGAGAUAACUUGGACUGUGGAAACCAGAGGUCUUUUGGUAAUGGCUUAAACUUGGUGGAAACCAUGUAGUCUCCCCAUAACUUUAUUUUGGUUCUGAUAAAUAAAAUGUCUAAAUGUAUGAAUAAUGUAUGUACCUGUCACACACUAUCAACCAUGUGUUGAGAUGUUGUCAUGGUAUAUUUUGUUGUUCUUGUGUUAACCCAUUUAAAUAAAUGGAUGGAGUUAAAGCACCUUAUAAUAAUA